This is a messenger RNA of Cantharellus anzutake, 2786 nucleotides long. RefSeq lists its product as uncharacterized. Lineage: Eukaryota; Fungi; Basidiomycota; Agaricomycetes; Cantharellales; Hydnaceae. Gene Ontology annotation, molecular function: protein binding. The transcript has 18 exons. The coding region runs from base 230 to 2689 and encodes 819 amino acids. The record is from RefSeq and is a predicted model, not a curated record.
GCCGAUUAGUCUUGAGUCGCUUUCUCGCUUUCUCGUUCUUUAAAUGGCUCUCGUUACGCCCUUGAAAAAGGGGCGGACCCCAAACCCUCCCCCCCUUUGCAAGGAAUAGUGCCGCGCCGGCUAGUUGCUAAGCAGUUCAGCAAGUCUUACUACCCGUGUUCAAGAUACUAGGCCCUUCAUUCAACUCCCCUCUCGGAUCCGGCCCUGCUCACCCUAUAGCCCCCCUCCAAUGGCGAAUACUACCGGUCCUAUCCAAGUCGGCGGACUGCGCACUAGACAUGCCAACAUAACGUACUCGGAUCAAAGGCGGAAGGCCUUCAGAGACUACCAGAGAAAAUUGGAGCAGCUUCAAGAAGUAUUAGAAAAAUGUGCGACUAACGUCAGAAAGAUCACUGUAGCUGUGAUUUUGGCCGAUGGGAUCGGGAAACUUCAGCGCCAGUUACACAGUGCUUCGGAUGUCAUGCGAAGGACCAUUUGUCCGCUUUGGGGCGAAGCGACACCUUCAGAGGCGAAAGACGGUCAAGAUCUGUCCGACUCUCUUCCAGAAAAAUUUAAGACGCUAGCGCAGCUCCUCGAAAAAUUCGAUUCGGGUUUAAAAAUUCUGCCAGGUUUCAAUCAAGUUCAGUACCACAUUGUGGAGGAGGUGCAUCGAUCGCUCCUAGACUUCAAGCAAGAUCUGUUAUAUUGGAAUAUCAAUUUACUCCAGUUCUCUGGGAAUUUUUAUAGAAAUGCUUCCCGUCACCACAUAUCCACGAUAGCGGACCACAUGUCAAAUCAUUUGGGCGACAUCACAAAGGCGCUCGAGGAAUUCCUUGGUCACGGCCUGUACACGAUAAGGUAUUACGAACGACGUCCAACAUUCGAAAAUCUGUCAACAGUUGCCACCCUCUUUGCUGGGGUGUCUGCAUCCACCAUCCAGCUCAGUUACGACGGCAAUAAGAAGAGAUUGUUCGAAGCUGUCCAAUUUUUGUGGAUAUUUUCACUUUGCCUCUCUAUCGCUAGUGCUAUCAGCAGUCAAGUCAGCUAUCGAUGGUCUUCAGCUGUAUAUAUAAAGUCGGACCUGACACCCCCAUGGUUGGUUUCAGCAUGGAUCGUGACCGCCCCUUUUACAUUCCUAGUGAUAUCGGUGGGAUCGUUCGCCAUAGGCAUCGCCCUCUUCACAUUCUUGAAGUUUGGGGAUGCUGAAUACAUCCGCGUUUGCGUAACCGCUGCUUUGGUGAUAUGGACCAUUGGAUCACUCCUUGUGUACAUGUGGUUUUUUAUCGACCUUAGAGUCAUCAAGCCGAAGAAAAAGAAGUGGGUCGGGACGGAUGACAUAGAAAAGAUUCCUAAAACCCCUGUAACCAAUCAAUCUCUUCCCUCUCUUCCCCCGGGACAGCCGAUCAAACGCGAACCCGUACUCAACCCCGACACGGAUGCACCGCAAAACCCCAGACUCGUUGUCAGAAAGACCCUCGAAGCCUCUCAAUGGACGGAUAUCAUCCCCCUCCUGUGGGAAUUGGAUAUUACGCCUUCAGAAUACAGGCGGGCUACUUCAAAUUUCCGCAGGCUUGUCAUGCGUGUGGUCGAGAGCAAUCGCACACCUGAUCUCGUCUACAAUUAUGCCCAAAUUAGGCAGAACAGCAAGCAGGAGAGGAUAAGUAGAACAAAGGGUGUGGCCACUCUAUUGGAAUCGCAGGCCGACGAAUGGACUGGAAUGCACCUCUCGGCUGUACACGAUAUCAAGUUUAGUGCUGACGGUGACUACCUGGCAACCUGUUCGCAGGACCAAAAAGUAAUGGUCUGGGCCAUGCGUCCGGAGGUCAAGACCCACUUUUCAUUCCGGUGCGAUCCAAACACGCAGCCGCAUCGCCUUUCUUGGCACCCCAAGCAUCUUUUAUUGGCGGUGAUGCCAGUCAGAAGUGCUGACCUGGUGAUCUGUGAUCUUUCGGGUGCUGGUAAACCCACCGUCAGUUCCUGUCCGGCUAAGCAAGGGCCAGUGAAGGCUGUUACGUGGAUGCCGAACAAAGAAAGCCUCGUUUAUACAGAGGGCCAUCAUGUUCGGUGUUUCAAUCGCGACGGUGAAGAAUGGAAUAUUGACCUCACAUAUUCACUUGACGAAGUCGCUGUUACCCCGGACGGAACUAAGCUUGUUGUAGUUGGCACAGUAGAUUCCGUGGAGGUUGAUGGAAAGCAAUUGAAGCCAUCAAAGUUCCCUCCUGAGCGAAGGAUCAUCUUGAUCGAGAUAGAUGGACGAGCGAAAAUUUUCGAGACGCCGACCCUCAAUCAAGUUCGCGGGUUGGAUGUGUCUUUUUCUGGAGCCCUAUUGCUCGUCACGUAUGAAGGGAAGGCAUUUCCGCAAUUGUUCCGCAUUCACUCGACAUGGUUGGUCCUUCUUCAAACGUACUGUCCGCCCAAUGAAGAAGUGGAAUACUCAGGUUGUAGCCAGCUUGGCAUCCGUGGCUGGGCAUCUGGAGUAGACGGGUUGCGCAUAGAUGAGUGUGCUGUGAUGUGUGCCGACAAAAAAGGCUUUAUUUUUAUUUGUGACCGCGGAUCAUCUGAUCUUGUACACACAUUGAGAGUACCCCUUGGCCGCGCCUCUCACCUGACUGGGUUUGCAUGGAAUCACGAGCAUCCAACCAUUGCAGCUUCCUCAGCUAACGGGACCAUCUGGUUUUACAACCCCUACGGUUCGGGCAUAAGGGAUUAGUGUAGAUUUUUAUUGCAUCUCAGGCUUCUCGCAACCUCUAGGUUCGAUGCAUCUAGCACUGACACGAUGGCUAGGAACCGUAUAUGCUCAGGAAAGG